AUGCUCACAGACCUCCCGCCAGAAAUCAUAGGCCUCAUAUCCUACCACAUCGUUCUAGACACAGGCGCUCCCCCCGCGGCACUGCUCGCGACAAGCCACCACAUCCAUGCCGCCGCGUCCCCGACUCCAGAACUGUACGCCCGCGUCUUCCGAGACCACUACGACUCGUCUGCAGCCGUGCGCAGACUGGGUCCAUUGAAGAGUCGCGAUUUCGGCGCAGAGCUGCGUACACGCACAGCAGCGUUUGCACGCCUCAAUGCUGGUGAGGUGCAGGCGCGUGACCUGUGGGUCGUCUACGUCAUGCUCCUGGAGAAUGAUGGAAAGAACAUACGACACUUGACAAGACCGCUCGCGCCAGGUCCUGGCACGGACAUGGUCGCGCUGAUCAACUCGUUCCACGCGCGCACACUCGCAAGCAGGGGCACAUACCCGCCAGAACGUGUCGAGGACGCGCUGGCCAUGUGGAUUGCAUGGCUGCUAGACGACCACUCUACGCGAACUCAAGCGUCAUUGCGCGCUCUGCGGCCAUAUGUGUUUGCGGCACACAACUACGAACUGUUCUUUGCGCCAUGGACGCUGCUCAACGUCCCCACCCCGCUCCGGCGGCCAUACGCGCCCGGCCCGUUUGUUGUGGACACAAAUCCGCAGCCACGAGCAAACGUCGUGUCGCUGUACGGCCGGCAAGUGACCCUGGCCCACCCCCCGCUCACGCAUGCGGCGAUGCUGCGGUUCUUUGCUGGGCCACAGGACGGCGACGUGCCGAGCUCUGCAACAUCCAACAGUACACCCACCGACACGGCGUUUGACACGGGCGCGACGUCGGACCUGCGCGCGUUCCCGCGUCCCGUCAACCUCUCGCCGGCACACGACGCCGACUUUGCGCGUCUCCAGGCGUGUCCGGAUGGACGCAAGAGCGCCGGCCGGCCCAUCUUGGCGUGGCGCGGUGUGUUCGCCGGGUGCUGGGAGGGCACGUUUACGUUUCUCGACUUUGAUGCGUUCCGCGACAUGCUGCGCGGAGAGGGAGGGACGCAGCCCGUCUACUCGGGCGCAUAUGGCGAGCAGGCGCAGGUGUGGAAGCUGCGUGAGACGUUUGUGCGUCUCAAGACGGGCGCGGCGGGCGGGUCUGGAUCGGCGGCGGCGGCGACGGCAGGUGGAUCGUCGUCGUCGUCGUCAUCAUCUGGCCCGCGCAACGCGCUCCCCCUGCGCGGACCCAUGACCAACGCGGGCUUCCCCACCACGCUCCGCGACUUCAACCUGGCCUCUAUCGCGUCGCGGCCGCCGGGCGUCUCGCCCGAAGACGCGACGAUCAACGACGCCGUUGGGCGCCAGCUGGAAGCGCUGGACGACUACGAGCCCGUCCCCGAGGACGAGGUGGAUGCUGCACUCGCCGCCGACACGCCCGACCUCGCGCUGCUGGUGACGGGCGUGGGCCACUCUGCGUGGGGCCGGUUCAUUAUUUCGGGCCAUGUGCGCGUGUGGGACGGCCUGUGUUACCUCGUCAAGGAGUAUGCGCCCGACCAGCGGGGCAAAUGGAUCUACCGCGGGUACGUGACCAACGACGACAUCAUGGUCGGCCGGUGGCGGGACACGUUCACCCACGACGACUAUGUUGGGUACGAGGGAACGUUUAUCCUCAGCAGGAGGUAG
Messenger RNA from Apiotrichum porosum, 1647 nucleotides. RefSeq lists its product as uncharacterized. Bases 1 to 1647 code for a protein of 548 amino acids. The transcript is spliced from 3 exons. Lineage: Eukaryota; Fungi; Basidiomycota; Tremellomycetes; Trichosporonales; Trichosporonaceae. The record is from RefSeq and is a predicted model, not a curated record.